AUGGAAACCUUCUGCCUACUUCCCCCAGAGCUCCAGGCGUUCACAUUGUACUUUCUGGAAAAUGAAGCGCUUGAUCGCUUGUUUGAGCUCUCCAGUUUACUACGAGAUGGACCCGUCGACAGCCCAUACUUAAUGCUACAGCAUCAAGCACUCUGGGCAAAGUACUAUAGGACAAAUCUUGUGAUGCUGAAUAGCGAAGAGUUUCAGAAGUUUUCCUUGGAGGAGUUGGAAUACCUUGUGGAAAAUGAUCUUAUCAUUUCGCCAUCGGAAAUCACAGUGGUUCUCUUUGACUUCACCGAUUAUACCAACUCCGUCUCCUUCUUGUACACCAUGUUCCGAAAGUACUUCCCGCAACUCAAGAGGUUCACUAGAAACUUCAGCGUGCAGUUGUUGCUCGUGGAGAGUGUGCCAGUGGAAAACACGUUACUCAAGCUGCUAUUUGAGCCUUUAUGCUCCAGUGAGUAUAAUGUCAACUGGUUCACGAUCAAAUACCAUCCAGGGAUGGGGAAAAAGGCAAGAGAUCCAGGGUCAUUACGAUUCCAGCCAAAGGAGUUGCUACAACCGGGAAACGAGAUAGCCAUCACCAAUUUACAAUUGCACUUGUUCAAUUCCACGCAUUUGUUAAAGCAUUUGGUGGAUGAAAGCGGUUGUUUCUACUGCAGUAACCUUAAGUCGUUGGAUCUCUCCUUCAAUAAUAUCACAGACCACAUUCUUGAGACUCUCCGGCUCCCAGCUCUGCUCGAGCACUUGAACCUUUCCAAUAACCUGUUGAAGAUCGUGACAAAUCGCACGUUCAAAUUCCAUCACUUGAACAACUUGAAAAGCCUCAACCUUUCCAAUAAUAAUAUUAUGAAGUUGGAGCUCCACGAUCACCAGAGUACCGAACACGACUCACAUUAUGCAUUGGAGCAGAUUAAUCUCGCAGGUAACUUAUUGACAGGGUACCGAUGUCUCUCGGAGUGCAAUCUCUUUAGAGAAGUGAGGAAUAUUGACCUUUCCAAGAACCUUAUAGAGAAUCUUACUCCUUUUCCCUUUCUGGCUGUCAUGAUUGACGUGAGCGGGAAUUACUUUGCCUUGCACGGUCACCAAAUGGUGGGUGUUUUCCCAAGAGGACUCAGGAAGCUUUGUGUGAGCGCAGCCAUGCCCACCGACCAGUGUUACGGGGAGUUUGCGAGGUUUCUUAUUCUGGAGGCAGAAUUGUGGAACCUUGUAGAGCUACAGAUCUGUGGAGUGAACCCAGAGCUUCCUCGCGAGGUGUUGUGA
Messenger RNA from Candidozyma auris, 1263 nucleotides. RefSeq lists its product as uncharacterized. The coding region runs from base 1 to 1263 and encodes 420 amino acids. Gene Ontology annotation, cellular component: cytoplasm. Gene Ontology annotation, molecular function: protein binding. The transcript has a single exon. NCBI's taxonomy places the organism in Eukaryota, Fungi, Ascomycota, Pichiomycetes, Serinales, Metschnikowiaceae. The record is from RefSeq and is a predicted model, not a curated record.